CCUCCCAACCACCAGACCAGACCGCCAUUGUUUUUUCUUCUUUUCCUCUCACAUAAAACACCAAAAAAAAAAAAAAAACUAUAUAUAUAUAUCUAUACAUACAUACAUAUAUAUAUAUAUAUACACUCUUUUCCAUUUUAUCUGUGAUGGACUGAGGAUAAGGCGUUAGCUAAGAGGAAAGAGGAAAUGUUGGUGAUGGAGUGUUUUGGGGCCGGAGCUCGGAGCUUUGGGUCGGUGACGCUGUCGUUUUGUCCAGGUUGGGGGUGGGGAAGAGGAGGCGUGGUGAGGAAACGGCGAGCUCGGUUUUACCGGCUGGAUUUCAGCCGGCGUUCUCCGCUGCAUGUGACGGCGGCAAAUGCCGGGGGCGAGAGUUGCGUGGCUGUCAAGGAAGGUUUCGCCGACGAGGAGGAUUACAUCAAAGGCGGUGGCUCUGAGCUGGUUUUCGUACAAAUGCAACAGAACAAGGCUAUGGAGAAGCAGUCUAGGCUUUCUGACAAGCUGCCGCCAAUUUCAGUUGGAGAUCAAAUACUGGAUUUGGUGGUGAUAGGAUGCGGUCCGGCGGGUCUUGCUCUGGCUGCAGAGUCUGCUAAGUUAGGAUUGAAUGUUGGACUUAUUGGACCUGAUCUUCCUUUUACGAACAAUUAUGGUGUUUGGGAGGAUGAAUUCAAAGAUCUCGGGCUAUCUGGGUGCAUUGAGCAUGUUUGGCAGGACACCAUUGUAUAUCUCGACAACGAUGAUCCAAUCCUGAUUGGCCGUGCUUAUGGACGAGUUAGCCGGCAUAUGCUUCAUGAGGAGCUCUUGAGAAGGUGUGUCGAGUCAGGUGUUUCGUAUCUUAAUUUGAGAGUGGAAAGCAUUGACGAAGGUGCCAAAGGUCAUAGUCUUGUAGUCUGUGAACAAGAUAUUGUUGUUCCCUGCAGGCUUGCUACUGUUGCAUCAGGAGCUGCUUCAGGGAAACUACUGCAGUAUGAGGUGGGUGGUCCAAAGGUGUCAGUCCAAACAGCUUAUGGUGUGGAGGUUGAGGUGGAAAAUAAUCCAUAUGACCCCGGCCUUAUGGUUUUCAUGGAUUAUAGGGACUACAUGAAGGAAAAAGUUCCAUGCCUAGAAGCAGAGUACCCAACAUUUCUUUACGCCAUGCCCAUGUCUCCAACAAGAGUCUUCUUUGAGGAAACUUGUUUGGCUUCCAAAGAUGCCAUGCCUUUUGAUUUAUUAAAGAAAAAGCUCUUGUCAAGGUUGAAAACAAUGGGGAUCCAAAUUGUAAAAGCUUAUGAAGAGGAAUGGUCUUAUAUUCCAGUAGGUGGAUCCUUACCCAAUACAGAGCAAAAAAACCUUGCAUUUGGUGCGGCUGCCAGCAUGGUACACCCCGCCACGGGCUAUUCAGUUGUGAGAUCUUUGUCAGAAGCUCCAAAAUAUGCUUCUGUUAUAGCAAAUAUUUUGAAGCAGGGCCACUCUGAGGGCAUUCUUAGCCAGCAAAGAGACAAUGGGAAUAUCUCCAUGCAAGCUUGGAAUACUCUUUGGCCACAAGAAAGGAAACGCCAGAGGGCCUUCUUCCUUUUUGGAUUAGCACUCAUUUUGCAACUGGAUAUUGAGGGCAUCAGGACAUUCUUCCACACUUUCUUCAGAUUACCUAAUUGGAUGUGGCAAGGCUUUCUCGGCUCAAGUCUCUCCUCCGCCGAUCUCGUAGUGUUUGCAUUUUGUAUGUUUGUUAUAGCACCCAAUACUUUGAGAAUGAGCCUCAUCAGUCAUCUUCUUUCUGACCCCACAGGAGCAACCAUGAUAAGAACUUAUCUCACCAUAUAACCUGUUCACAUUUUAGACUACAGUAGUAGCCCGCUCGUCAUUUUGGAUAGUUACUAGGUAUUUGUGUAGAUAUUAUAUACAUACACGUCCUACAUUUUGUUGUCUUAACGAUAAUUUUACUAUUUACUUUUGUUUUUC
Messenger RNA from Morus notabilis, 1935 nucleotides. RefSeq names its product lycopene epsilon cyclase, chloroplastic. Bases 187 to 1797 code for a protein of 536 amino acids. The record is from RefSeq and is a predicted model, not a curated record. NCBI's taxonomy places the organism in Eukaryota, Viridiplantae, Streptophyta, Magnoliopsida, Rosales, Moraceae. Gene Ontology annotation, molecular function: oxidoreductase activity, acting on paired donors, with incorporation or reduction of molecular oxygen. Gene Ontology annotation, biological process: carotenoid biosynthetic process. The transcript has 11 exons.